AUGACACAUGAGCUGAUUAUUGCAGACGAAUUGAUCACGCGCUCUGGCUGGGCAAAUCCGAGCGCAGUCGACGAUGGUCGAGUGAAAGACGAUAGCUCAAUUACAGCAACUUCAAAUUCCCAGAGAUGUGGCUUGGGCGAUGCUGUGAAAGCAUGCUCAUUUGGAGGUCUCCCAGUUUUAUGUCGACCGAGUCGAACGACAUUUGAAUGUGAAGGAGCGAGUUCCAAUGAGAAUACUUCAGUUAGUCGCCGGCGAACUCAAACAGCAUCCGAACAGAGACCACCUGUAGCCUGUGUCAGCAUUCCAGAGGCUUCCGGCCCAAUUCGAAAAAUAAGUCCAUCUGCUUCCCAGCAAAAACAGGCGAAUUCCGCUGCUGGAACGAUUCCUGGGGCUCCAACAUUUUCUGUGCAGGAAACAUUUGUAUCCAAAUUUUUCGAGGAUUUUAUUCCCGAGAAAUGGCUUGGUUCUGGCGGAUACGGUGUUGUUUUUAACUGUCGCAAUCGGCUGGACGAUCGAAGUUACGCUGUCAAACGAGUCGCAGUCAUUAACAGUACGACGGCAAUUGAGCGCGUAAAACGUGAGGCUCGUGCAAUGGCUCUGCUUGAUCAUCCCGGCAUAAUUCGUUAUUUCCAUACAUGGAUGGAGAAGCCUCCUGCUGGUUGGCAGCAAGAAAAAGACAGGGAAAUAUUGAAGAUAGAUUUGCCAGCCAAUAAAAAAUGGUUUAAUGAAGUGAUGACACCAGACUCAUCCGGAAGUGACUAUAUUGAGGAUAACAGUUCUAAUGCACUGUCAUGGGCCGAUGAAGAAGGCCGGGCUGUGGAGUCAUCAAUCGAUGAUGACAGUGAUUCGGAUGGACGUGAGAUAACUGCCGUGCAUGUGAAAAAGGAUGAGUCGGCAAGCGUGGUUUUUGCAUACGACGAAGCGGCAUACUGUGAUGCCGAGCACGCAGAUCCGUUUGAGCCGCGUGCUGUUCUGGUUACUAGCGCUGAUGAACUGAAACGUUGCAACAACACCAAAGACUGCGUCUAUCUCUACAUACAAAUGGAAGACCUCACGCUUCAUAGCUGGUUGCAAGCAAACAACAGCAUCGAGGACCGGGAUAUCAAUCGAAUGCGUCAUUGGUUUGCACAGAUUGUUUCUGCCAUCGAGUAUAUCCAUGGUCAAGGACUCAUUCACCGAGACUUAAAGCCACAGAACAUAUUUUUUUCUGUGGACAACUACUUGAAAAUUGGCGAUCUCGGACUUGCAACCAGAUACGUAGAUGCGAACCAGGAAAAUGCUGCUACGGAAGCUCGCAGUAUCGUUGUAAAUAAUUCGCACACAAACGAUGUCGGCACUCGUUUGUAUAUGAGCCCGGAACAGAUCGAAAAAAAGCCAUACAGUGAGAAGAUCGAUAUUUUUUCGCUGGGACUUGUCUUCACUGAACUUCUCAUACCUUUCACGACCCUCAUGGAACGCGUCGAUGUGUUGAAUGGUGUGCAGGACGGCGUGUCACCGGGUCUUCUGGAGAGUCGACCCGUUGAGAAGGAAUUUGUGGAUUGGCUUACCGAUGUUGAUCCGGAACGACGCCCAUCAGCACAUGAAAUCGCCGACAGUGACUAUUUGCGCAGUGAGAUGCAAAUGCUGGGAUACUCGUAUUUUCGUGAGCGUCGAUCUCCGCAGUGUAGCCACUAG
Molecule: messenger RNA, 1674 nt
Organism: Gongylonema pulchrum
Lineage: Eukaryota; Metazoa; Nematoda; Chromadorea; Rhabditida; Gongylonematidae
Source: the annotation of a GenBank genome assembly